Molecule: messenger RNA, 4275 nt
Organism: Penicillium atrosanguineum
Lineage: Eukaryota; Fungi; Ascomycota; Eurotiomycetes; Eurotiales; Aspergillaceae
Gene: fphA
Product: putative sensor histidine kinase/response regulator
Exons: 2
Coding region: 1-4275 (1424 amino acids)
Biological process (GO): regulation of DNA-templated transcription; phosphorelay signal transduction system; detection of visible light
Molecular function (GO): protein binding; phosphorelay sensor kinase activity
Source: RefSeq, a predicted model, not a curated record
AUGGAGUCCUCGAGCCCACGAAACAGUCGGCCGGGGACCCCGCGGAAGCGGUCGGAGAGUGAUGCGCACACUCCGCGACCAGCUUCGGGGGAUGCGACUGCUGGAGAUGAAAUAGAGACUAGAGACCGAUCGCAGUCUUUCAGACCCCCAGAGGGAGUCGACACCUCGACCGACAGAGUGUUCCCCAUCCGAUCGGUAGUCAGCGUUGGUCCUCAGAACGGCGCAUCGUUUUCAAGACGCGCCACCUCCCCCAUCGCUGACGGCGCCCCGAGAUCAUAUAACAUCAUUGACUCCAAGACUUGGGGUGAACUCCAGCCUCACGCUCAACAGAACCCUCCCCCUGAACCCGAACCUGAAACUGAACCCGAACCUGAACCUGAACCUGAACCUGAACCUGAACCCGAACCUAUCGUCCCAACCGAUACCGUCCGCCAUGAGACCCAUGCCACCAAAGACGAGACGGAGCUAGGUGCACACUCUCAGGCCAAUGAAGUCGUGCAACACCCGGAGCUGUACGCUAAAACCAAGAGCGAUAGCCGGUCUGGAACAGACUCAACGACCAAGCCAGCGCCACAGCAACCCCAGACAUCCAUCAGCGAGCCCUACGACCUAGUCACCUCACGUUUCAAGCACGUGGUGACCGAUGGGGGUCAUGCAGUGAUCACUGGGCGCGGUGGAAAGAAGUUUCAGUACUGUGAGGAUGAGCCGAUUCGAAUCCCUGGUGCGAUCCAGAGCUUUGGUGUUAUGAUCGCCAUGCGCGAAGAGUCGCCCAACCAGCUUGUCGUUCGGGUGGUCAGUGAAAACUCCGAGCAAUUCACGGGCUGGUCACCAAAACAACUGUUUGAGUUGGAGAACUUCUGUGAUGUUUUAAGCGAUGAUCAAGCCGACGCGUUUUUAGAUCACAUUGAUUUUGUUCGGGACGAUGCCUAUGACCCCAGCUUGGAUGGCCCCGAGGUGUUUCUCUUAUCUAUCAAGCUGCCUUCUGGAGACGCGCAGCGCUUUUGGUGCGCAGUGCAUAUCAGCCAAGCCCAGAAAGACCUGAUAAUUUGCGAAUUGGAAUUGGAAGAUGAUGAUAUCAACCCGUUGGACGCUGGGGGUCAAGUGACGCCGGCCACUCCGAUCGACACGUUGGGUGUUUUCCCGAGCGCUGAACAGUUCGCAGCCAGCACGAUAAACGUCAGCCAGCCGCUUCGAGUUCUUCGAAAUGCCAGACGGCGAAGGGGCGAGGCAGCCGCAAUGGAGGUAUUCAGCAUCCUGGCCCAGAUCCAAGAGCAGUUAAGCAGGGCCAAUGACCUGGACUCUCUGCUCAAUAUCGCAACCGGUCUUGUCAAAGAGUUGACUGGCUUCCAUCGAGUUCUGGUUUAUCAAUUCGACAGCAGCUGGAAUGGCCUCGUUGUUGCUGAGCUGGCUGAUCCGAAGGCUUCCAUCGAUCUGUUCAAGGGCCUUCAUUUCCCGGCAUCUGACAUCCCUGCGCAGGCUCGCGAAUUGUACAAAAUCAACAAAGUUCGGCUCCUUUACGAUCGAGACCAUCAGACUUCACGCUUAGUAUGCCGAACACUAGAGGAUCUUGAAACGCCUUUGGAUAUGACUCAUGCUUAUCUACGGGCAAUGUCACCCAUCCACAUCAAGUAUCUUGCUCAUAUGCAUGUUCGGUCAUCAAUGUCCAUCAGCGUCAAUGCGUUCAACGACUUGUGGGGUCUCAUUUCAUGCCAUUCCUAUGGAGACACUGGUAUGCGGGUCGCCUUCCCGAUACGCAAGAUGUGCCGCCUAUUAGGUGACACUGUAUCACGAAAUAUCGAGCGCCUCUCAUACUCAUCUCGUCUCCAAGCUCGGAAGCUGAUCAAUACUGUCCCCACCGAGGCGAAUCCAUCCGGCUACAUCAUUGCCUCUUCCGACGAUCUCUUGCAACUUUUCGAUGCAGACUACGGCGCGCUAUCGAUUCGUGACGAGACGAAGGUUCUUGGUGACAAUGCACAUUCGCAGGAAGUUCUUGCUCUGUUGGAAUUCCUGCGAAUGCGUCAGAUUAAUUCAGUUGUCUCAUCCCACGAUAUCAUCAAAGACUUCCCCGAUUUACAAUAUCCUCCGGGGUUGAAAGCUAUUUCGGGAUUGCUUUAUGUGCCCCUCUCAACAGGUGGCAGUGAUUUUAUCGUCUUCUUCCGCAAAGGUCAACUCUCGGAGAUCAAAUGGGCUGGCAACCCCUACGAGAUCGCGAAACGCAAAGAGACUGCGGGCUACUUGGAACCGCGAAACAGCUUUACUGCCUGGCGGGAAACUGUUCUGAGUCAAUCUCGCGAGUGGUCCGAGUCGGAUGUUGAGACAGCCGCCGUUUUGUGCCUUGUGUACGGUAAAUUUAUCAAAGUUUGGCGACAGAAGGAGGCUGCUAUGCAGAACUCUCAACUUACUCGCCUACUCCUCGCCAACUCAGCGCACGAGGUUCGCACUCCACUCAAUGCAAUUAUCAACUACCUCGAGAUCGCCUUGGAGGGUGCUCUUGAUACGGAAACACGCGAAAGCUUGACCAAGUCGCAUUCCGCUUCCAAAUCCUUGAUAUAUGUCAUCAAUGAUCUUCUCGAUCUUACAAACACUGAGAAGGGUCAAGAGCUGAUCAAAGACGAGUCAUUCGACCUUCAGUCCACAUUCCAGGAAGCAACUGACAUGCUGGCCGGUGAAGCCAAGCGCAAGAACAUUUCCUACACUGUGACGGUCCAACCUGGAAUACCCCCCUUGGUUCUUGGUGACCAGCGACGUGUGCGACAGGUUUUCUCGAACAUCAUCGCCAACGCCAUCCAACAGACGAAGUCAGGAGCCGUUACUGUUGAGAUGUGGCGCUCCCCAACCCAAUGUGUGGAGGGCCAUAUUGCCGUGGAGAUCAUGGUUGUUGACACGGGUGCUGGCAUGUCGAAGUCAAAGUUGGAGGCGCUGUUCCACGAACUUGAGCAAGUUUCAACAGACGAAAACUAUUACCCGGAGGAGGAAGAUCAGCAAGACCCUUCCAAUCAACAAAAGGUGGCGGGCAAACGCGUACUGGGUCUUGGGCUUGCACUAGUAGCAAGAAUUGUCUACAGCAUGCAGGGCCAGCUUGGAGUCAAGUCUGAAGAGGGCAAAGGAAGUCGUUUCAAGGUUCUUCUACAGUUCCCACUUCCUGAAGGGUCUUCAACCAAGCCGACUACUGUUACUACCCCUGGUCAUGUCACUAUCCCGCCCACGCCCAUGAUCUCUGACCGAGAAUUCAGACUGGUUCGUGGAACCACGGAUACUAGCGAGACACGACGCAAAAGCACCGAAAGCCUUCGCAGUGGAGGCAGUUCUCGCAGCGGAAAGAGCCAUGCAGAUCGGUUGAUUAGUGCUAUGCAAGAACCUGCACUAUCUCGAAAGUCCCGGGGUGAGAGCCUUGAUCUAAAGAGUCCGAAAUUUCUCACUGGGUCGCCGAGUGCAGAGGACAAUUCCCUUUCGCAAUCGCUAGGGUCGCCUCCUGCAACUAGCCUUAAGCGAUCUUCGCCCACCCAAGACCACCUUGCCACUCUCUCCACUGUCACCAAUACACCACCAGUCCAGCUGCAAGCUCUGAUGACGACACCCGCGCCGGGUACUCAGAACAUUACUGAUUCUGGAGUUCCAAUGGGCGCUCUCCACAUUCCCAAGCAUGCUGUCAAGCACCCCUCGAAGCACAGCGGGGAAUUGAUCGAACAAUCUUACUUCCCACUCACGUCUAUAUCAACGAAUGAACCUUCAGAACCUGCAUCAACAGAGGCUGCGGCGUCUACCACCCCAACUUCGAUACCUCCGGCAAACCCUCAGUUACUGCAGGUGCUUGUGGCAGAAGAUGACCCGGUCAACAGCAAAAUCAUAGAGAAGCGUCUCACGAAGCUCGGGCAUACAGUCAUGCUGACCGGCAAUGGUGAGGCGUGUGCAUCGGCAUUUGUCAUCGCUAGCAAGGCGUUUGAUAUUGUCCUUAUGGAUAUUCAAAUGCCUAUAGUCGACGGAAUGACUUCCACUCAAAUGAUUCGAGAGUACGAAAGAAAGACACCGACCGAUGUUCUUUCAGAAAAAGCUAAGGGUAAUUCGCGAGUUCCAAUCUUUGCUGUUUCUGCAUCACUGCUUGAAUCGGAGAAGGAGACAUACAUUCAAACUGGAUUCGACGGCUGGGUCAUGAAGCCUAUCAAUUUCGCUCGAUUGAAUGUGCUUCUGAGUGGGCUUAUUGACCCCGAGGCUAGGAAGGCUGCUACAUAUGAGCCUGGACAGUGGGAAAAUGGCGGCUGGUUUGAUCACCAAUAA